UGAGCCGUGGGCAGCAUCUUGCAGGACGCACGGAGCUGUUCAUGAACUACACGGGACACGGCAGCCAGCAGCAGCAGCAGCAGGCGCAGACACAAAAGACGCACCGAGACUCACUGUGUUUUCAUCUUUGGGGCCUGCAGUUGUAAAAGUUCCUGCAUGUUUUAUUUUGAAUGGGACAGAAGGCGCUUGGACACUGGAGGAGGGUUCAUUCACAGUUUGUUUGGCUAGAUUACACGACUGACAGAACAGAAGCGCGUCAACAAUCCACACUCCCGAGUGCGCUUCACAAUAACAGAGAUGAUUUUGGGCAGAGAAAAGAAGCAUUGUUGGAUAACAAGCUGAAUGCAUAAUGACUGGAGUUAAUUAGCCUCGUAUGUUUGGGAAUACAAAGAUCUCACUGGCUUCUCUGGAUAUCUUCAGACGUCUCACUUUUUGGAGCACAAGUGGAAUUAUUUUUAAUUUUAUCCUCGUCUUGUCCAGGAUCCUGACUGUAACACUAACUUGGUCAAAAUGAGCCGAUACAGCCUGGCUUUGUCCUGUUUGCUGGCGUGCGUCCUCUCCAGCACGGUGACCGGCACAGACUCUCAGAGCUCGCCCCAGGAGUCGUGCGCGUCCUGCGGGCUGAGGACGCCCGACCAGUCCGAGCGGGUGAACAUAGACUUCGUGGAGGCGGUGAAGAGGCACAUACUGAACCGGCUGCAGAUGAGGGAGAGACCCAACAUCACCCACCCCAUCCCCAAAGCCGCGAUGGUGACGGCGCUGAGGAGGCUGCACGCCGGGAAAGUGCGAGAGGACGGCAGGGUAGAGAUCCCCAGCUUUGAAGGGCAGGCUGCGUACAACAACGAGGUUCAAGCAGAGACCUCGGAGAUUAUCAGCUUCGCCGAGUCAGAUGAGCACACAUCCUCCAAGUCUGGUCUCUACUUCCUCGUCUCCAACGAGGGAAACCAGAACCUGUAUGUAUCCCAGGCUAACCUGUGGCUCUACUUCCGUGUGCUCCCGGCUGGUCCAGAGAAGGGCAUCCGGAGGAAGGUAACAGUCAAGAUCCACUACCAGGAGGCUGGAGCUGCCAGCAGUGCAGAGGGAGGCCCGGGAGGCGGCGGCGGUGGAGGGGGAACAGGUCGUUGGGUGCUGGUGGAGAAGCGUGUGGAUCUGAAACGCAGCGGCUGGCAUACUUUCCCUCUCUCUGAGGCGGUACGGGCUGUGUUUGGAAAAGGCAGCCGGCGCCAGGACCUGGAGGUCCACUGUGACGGCUGUGAGACGACAGGCGUUGUUCCCGUGUUGGUGGACCCUGGCGACCCAUCCCACCGGCCUUUCUUGGUGGUCCGCGCUCGUCAAGUGGACGGGAAGCAUCGUAUUCGUAAACGGGGGCUGGAGUGUGAUGGCACUAGUGGGGGCCUUUGCUGUCGGCAGCAGUUUUACAUUGACUUCCGCCUUAUCGGCUGGAACGACUGGAUCAUUGCACCAGCCGGUUAUUACGGCAACUACUGCGAGGGGAGCUGUCCGGCUUACAUGGCAGGUGUGCCGGGCUCAGCUUCAUCCUUCCACACCGCGGUAGUUAACCAAUAUCGCAUAAGAGGGAUGAGCCCAGGCUCGGUCAACUCCUGCUGCAUUCCCACCAAGCUCAGUACUAUGUCCAUGCUCUACUUUGACGAUGAGUACAACAUCGUAAAGAGGGACGUGCCCAACAUGAUCGUGGAGGAGUGCGGUUGUGCUUGAGCCCCCGCUGAACUCUCAUGAACUUGGAACAAUCAGAGAGGCCUUUUGUACAAACAGGACAUUGUUGUACGGUACACAUAUACGAUAUAUCUAUACCUACUGUAAGUGCAGGCAGCAUGCACACUGGUACAAUCAAGCAAGAAUCAGUAUUGGUCCACGUGUGCAUGGGUAUGUUUGCAAGCGUGCGUGCGAGUGCAUGUAUUUAUCAGAGUGACAUGCUAGCUGUCCGAGUCUUGUCCGGUCAGUAACGAGAUGAGAAGGGAAUGAUAAUCACCAAAUGAUACUUUGCUCUAGUUUGCCAUUUCUAGUCAAAAAAUAAUGGCUCAUCAUCUCCUCUUGUAUGAAGAUAACAAGCGCUUAAAGAAAGUGACAGGAUCAGCCAAUGGCAUUAUUGGCUUCACCCCCACGCUCCCGACACUGCUCCCCCAAACCCUCUUAAGUACUUUAAGCACAUGACAGACUUUUGUUUUUAUUAAGCACUGACAAUUCAUCAGCUUAUACAAUUCAGAACACCAGCACUUCCCUAUAUUACGACAACAGACACUGUCUGACUCUCCUCUCCUCUCUGAUGGAAUUAGACCAGCAGCGCUUAAUGCCUUGCAGGAUUAUACCAUCCGAAGAAAGGCAAAAGAAAGUCCUGCUGCUGCUGUUGUUCUUGCUGUCGACUAUGGGCCUCCACCUCAACUUCCUGCCUAAGAGUGCUGCAGGCCCUGCUAACAUGACAACCAGGUGAAGACAGAUGUCAUAAGUGCACUUCACUUGUGCACUGGGAGCAACAGAGAGAGAACUGCUUCCU
Molecule: messenger RNA, 2512 nt
Organism: Cheilinus undulatus (humphead wrasse)
Lineage: Eukaryota; Metazoa; Chordata; Actinopteri; Labriformes; Labridae
Gene: inhbb
Product: inhibin subunit beta B
Exons: 2
Coding region: 511-1716 (401 amino acids)
Biological process (GO): SMAD protein signal transduction; BMP signaling pathway
Cellular component (GO): extracellular region
Molecular function (GO): growth factor activity; cytokine activity
Source: RefSeq, a predicted model, not a curated record